Messenger RNA from Coregonus sp. 'balchen', 5596 nucleotides. Lineage: Eukaryota; Metazoa; Chordata; Actinopteri; Salmoniformes; Salmonidae. The record is from the annotation of a GenBank genome assembly.
GCGAUAGCAGCAGGCUACACAAACCUGUUACAAUCUUACUCCAAUAAUACACGAGUGUUAUUCUUCUUCGAACGCCAACAGAGAACUUUGUCGCACCGACUGCUUUUCUGCUCAUACCCAACCGGAGAGGAGGUAAAAACGAGGGACUAAUUCCAAAAAGAAGAAAAGCGGCCUAUUUUUGUUCCUGAUAUCCUGGUGCCGCCGGUGCAAGCUCGCGCGGCCGGCGUAAAUAUACUCCGGCGUUUAUUUGACUACUUCAACAAAUAUUUCCAUACUCUCUUUCCAUUCUCCACUACCUCUUCCAGUUUGCCCCCUCUUGUUAGUUAUCCUGCGCUAACUGGCUUUAGCUCAGUGCGCUAGUGGGGGCCAAGGCGGCCUGUUUUGUUUUCGCAGCGUAGCCGCCAUGAACCGCGGACAACAACAGAAUCAGCGUGCUGCUUGCUGACUAUCACUGCCUACGUGCCACGAAUAUGCAGGCCAGGAGGAGAGGAGCCGACUUUAGCUAAAAAUCUGAGGAAGAUGCGAUUAAGGAAGGAAUGCGGGAGAAUAAAAUAAUAAGAUUUUACUAUUAACGUUAGCAAAGCAGCUCUGUUUGAAUUUGGUACGAAGGUGCCUAACAGUGGAUAAUUGGAGGCCGGAGUUGGAGAAAGAGCGCCACCACACCAGUGACUGUAUUGUUGUUGAAUUAUAUCUCAACCAGCGAGUGUUGCUCGGCCAACGGAUUGUGUGAAAGACAAGUGAACGGGCUUUGAUAAAUUAAUUUGCUCGAGAUUUAUUUUUAUGUAUGCACUUAAUGGGAUUUACAGUUUUAUUUUUAUGCCAUGAUGAUCAUUUGGGCAUAUUUCGUGCCGUGGAAAAGAGGAAAACGCUAAAGAUGGAUUGGUUGUGAUUAUGAAUACAGUAAUGUUCUACCCGUACUACCACGAACAUAGACUUCAUACCUGUGUGUUUGUAACUGUGAUUUGCAGCUAACUUACCUGCUAGCUGUAUCACACAUACAUUUACCUAUUUGGUGUAUAGACUAUCUUACCAGCACUAUUUUGGCGAUAAAGCUAAGUUAGGUUAGCUAGUUAGCACCGUUAGUAGUUAGCUAGCUACAUCGCCCAUCUAUGCCCUCCACACAGCUCCCAUCCUCCUUUGGGCAAUAAUAGAACGGACGGGAAGGGAGUUGCGAGGCGCUUCCCCUUUUAACGGGAGCCACGGGACUUUCGCCGGAGGAACUGUGUGUUUGUUCGUUUGUGUUUUUCUUUUUUUCUCGGACUGGAUGUUUCCGUCCCUUGGCUGUUGAGAUGAACCCGGUGAAUGCCACCACUCUGUACGUGUCUGCGUGUCGUUCUGUGCUGCAGUGCGACCCUCGCGACCCCCGGGCCCUGGCGGAGCUCUACAAGCUGCUCCCCUUCUUCCGCCAGUCGCUGUCCUGCCUCGUGUGUGGUAAGUGCAUCGGUAUUAUUAUUAUUUUAAGGGAAGCGGUACCCAUGUAGUUAUCCAGCUAGCUGCUAUACCUAACUAGCCUAGCUGUGUCUCCCGCAAUGGUACACACAAAUGGUACACCAGUCAUUGUGACACACCCCCAUUCCCAUUGGAUGUCGGAGCAACUAGUUAGCGGAUGGCGUGGAUCUGUCUACUUAAACUAACUAGGCUAACUACUGCGCGUCUCCCUACGAUCCAUUUCAAUGUAUUCCAUAGCUUCACACUGAUCCAGUCUUAGACUGGCUAAUUUGACCGGAUCGCUUGAAUAAAAUCAAACUUGCAUGAGUUACUGCACUGGUUAGCAACAUUUCCCCAUUCAUCAUAGCUAACGUCAUAGCAUUAACGUUAACCACAUCCAGCUAGCUAACCUCCCUGCUCCACCCCAUACGUAACUAAAUCACUGUCGGACAGGUGCAUGUAUUUGCACAUCCAGAACAGAAGGGAGUGUUUGUCAGAUAUUUAUUAAUUCAUUCAACGUCCAUUGUUCUGUGAUGCCCUCGUGACUGUCCGUGGGGGGCAUGUUUGUGUUGUGAGAUGGUGCGUGCGCAGUCUUUAAAAAUGCAUUUCGAGCCGAGCCCCUUCCUGAGCAGGAAGAAAGCUGAGCCGAGCAGCCGCCAGAGAUCAGUGAAGAAUACUACUGGUUUGUCAUCCUGUUCUUUUCUUUUUAGGGAACUGUUGCCUAAUCACACAUAUAUCCUUCCCCGUCACUGUUACAAAUGAUUAAUGAGUAUAAAAGAGGUUAAUUCAAUGGGGUGACGUUUUUACUCUGUUUAAAAAUAAAGUGAAAUAUACCUCCAGCCUUCACACACAAUGUUUAAUUUGACAGAUGCAUAGUAGUACACGUGCUUUGUUAUAUGUGGGUAGGCAGUUCCAUUUGGCAUUUUAAUUAAUCGUUUUCAAUUUCGAUUAUGACUGAAGUCGGAACUGCAGCCACUUUAGUGUUUGUGUGACGGGUAGAGCAUGCAUCCUACAUGGUCUAUAUCUAAGGCGUUUUUGUUGUCGUUUCUAAAUGGAACUCCCUUCAUCCAUCCAUCUGCAGCGCGAGCCCGCUCUCUCAGCUGCCAUCCCUAACGACGACCGUUGCUAAGGAAGCUGCUCUCAAAGCACAGCGGUCAUCAAGCCUUGCAGAGGCAAUCAGUGUUGAGCUGCCUCUUUGAAUAUAACCGUUUAUAAACGGUUGAAAUAAGCAUUUAACAUAAUAUGAACCCUCUUCACUUCCUACCUGGACCAUGUUCUACUAUUUAUAUGACAAAGUGGUUUAUUUAAAACCAAUGUCGUUGACUUAAUUGAUAUGCUGUUGCUUUUGUGUUGUGCUCACUGCAUUAGUUGAAUAUUCAGAGCGGAACAGCAAUUGAAUGAAUCACUUCUAUAUAUAGCCCACCUCCGUAGUACUCUAUCAUCAGUCCACCGCUAAGCUUCAUGUCAUCGACUCGUUAUUAAUAAUAAUUAUGGCUCCUGUUUAUGAUUUAUUGUGUUAUGUUGUAUGGACAAUUAUAAUUCUGCCGUUGGAGUGAUUUCUAUCUCAGUGGUUCUCACCCAGUUGAAUAAAGGAUAAAUAAAUGUUGUUUGUCUUACCAUAAAUGACUGAAAAUGAUUCUCUUCUCUCCAGGUAAUCUACUGCAGGACCCCAUAGCGCCCACUAACUCCCAGUGCCAGCACUAUGUGUGUCGGGGCUGUAAGGGCCAGAGGAUGCUGCUUAAGCCGUCCUGUUCCUGGUGUAAAGACUACUCCCGCUUCCAGGAGAACAGACAGCUCUCCUUAUUGGUCCACUGCUACAGGAAGCUCUGCCUCUACAUCGCCCAAUCACCUCUCGCCCCGCACAUUGCUAGCGCAGCCAGUGAUUCGCCCGACCUCCUCGCCAUUCUUAAUGAGGGCCUGUCAUUGGUCGAAAGCGAGCAGGAAGGGGAGGACACUACGGAUUUGGCGAGCCAGUCGUCGCCGACGGCCCCCUCAACGUCUGACCUCAGACCUAAUGAGGCUCCGCCUGCAGAGGAGAGCCAGGAGGAGGGGCUUAGCCCUGUGGGCGGGGUUAAUGGGCUGCAUGACUGUAAUGGCCUGGCCAAUCAGGACGUGCCACCACCUAUUACCUUAGCUACAGGGGGAGGUGUUCUGAAGCAGGAGAGCUUGGGGGAGGAGCUACUUGCGUGUGUUGGCGUGGUAGGUAGUGGGGAGGCGGGACUUUGUGACAUUGGCACAUUUGGGGAGGAGCUUAAUAAACAUGGCGGAGGUCCGUUGUUGAGCGUGGAUGAGGUUCUUAGGACCUUAGAGCCAGAACCCAACCCUGAACCACUUGACCCCCAGUCAGACAAUCCCUUUGUACCCCCCCACAACGGAUCUUACUGCCCUCCUACCCCUGACUCCCCUUGCCUCACCCCCUCCCUCCCCCCAGAGAACAUCACUAGACUUCCGCUGCCUCCCCGCCAGCCCACCCCUGCUCUCCCCCGCCUACCCCCUCACUGCCACCGCAAGCGUUCACGCUCUGAAAGCGACAGUGAGAAGGUGCAGCCCCUCCCCAUCGCCACCAUCCUCAGAGGCCCACCCCUGGGUGCCACCAACCCCCCUCACCUCCCAAACCCAGCCGCCACUGUCAAACGGGAGCCCAAACUCCCCUCCGCCAUCACCCCGCCUCACCUGGCGCCCGUGCCCAACGGAGGGCCUCCCAAGGUGGGCAAGACAAUGCUGGUGUCGUCCAAAGGCCUGAAGAAGAGUCUGGAGCACCACGGGUGCCCUAAGAAGGCCUACACCAAGGCCAGGCAGGGAGUCCCCAAACCCCGCGCCCAGCCCCGUGACCGCCUUCCCCCCCACGGCCAUGCUCACCCUCUCUCUCACCCACCCAGCCCAUCCAAGCCCCUGUACAAGAAGCCGGUGGAGAAGAAGGGCUGUAAGUGUGGAAGAGCCACUCAGAACCCCUCUGUUCUCACCUGCAGAGGGCAGCGCUGCCCCUGCUACUCCAACCGCAAGGUGAGUUACUAUAGAUUUGCAAUGGCUUGGUCUGAGAUCAGUGUUCCCCUAUCCCCAUGUAGUUCACUGAUUGUAAAUAAUAUUAAUAUUCCUCCAAGGCAUGUCUGGACUGUAUCUGCCGUGGCUGCCAGAACUCCUACAUGGCAAACGGGGAGAAGAAGCUGGAGGCGUUUGCGGUUCCAGAGAAGGCUCUAGAACAGACGCGGCUCACGCUCGGCAUCAACCUCACCUCCAUCACAGCUGCAGCCCUGCGUAGCCCGGCAACCAGCAACACCCAGCACGGCAACCAGCUCAUCACCACGGCAACGGGAGCGACGGGGGUGUCCUUCCUGUCCGGGGUAGGGGCAGGACAUGAGGACAGGGGGUUUGAUGAUUCGCUGGACAUGAGGUUCGACUGUUGAAGACCCGCCCUCCUUGGAUAUUAUUGACCAGUGGGCUGUGCAGAGGGGCCUGGAGGGGCAGGGUUGAGGAUAAGGCAGCUACUGUGACAGGCGGGAGAGGGAGUGUGACUCAAGACACAUACACACUCUCCAUACAGCGCCUGGGACAUGCUUUUGGUCUUACAUACUGAUGAUAGAGAUGGAUGGAAGAGGGAUAUCGUUACUGUAUGGUCAGAGAUUUUUAUUUUGUGAGGGUUAGAAGUUUUGUUUUGUACUAUCAGUGAUGUGUUGGCCUGCGAUGGGCUCAUUACUCUGUGUGUCAGAGGGAGGGGUGGUUCAAAGAUAAUUGAAUGUCCCAAAUAGCACCCUAUACCCUAGAUAGUGCACUUCUUUUGGCCAGGGCCUCAGUACACUAGAUCGGGGAUAGGGUGCCUUUUGACAGGCCUGUUGGCAGGACCCAGCCACAGACCGACAUCAGUAGACUGACUGUAAUUUAUGAACUUUUGUUUUUGUACACAGAACUUAUCAAAUUCCAUUUAAGAGGAUGUUUUAUGAUAUAUUUUAUAAGUUACAUUAACAAACAUUUGCAGUAUUUAUUGGAUGUCACCUAACCUAGGUAGCGGUGGGCCACACCCACUCCAGCUGUCAGCCUAUCAAAUCCUGUGUGGGCGGUUCUGUCUAAAUGAUGUCUCUGUCCUAUUAGUGCUAGUUUCUGCUGUCUCCAACUGUCGUUUUGUUUCCCUCGGGCAUUAAAAACCUGUAUUAUACGUGUAACAUAUUUCCAC